AUGGCAGCCAAUGAAGGUGCAUACGCCGUCGUGGGGGCAUCUGAAGCGGUCCCUGCUGCCACGCAGCAUGAUCAGCAGCAGCACUGGGGUCUAGGCGCCGGUGGAGAUGAGAAAGCCGUCAUCGGCAGCGGCACUAGCAGCAGCAGCUCACAGGGGGGUAUUGCUGAGGACCUCUCCAGCGGGAUUCUUCCUUGCAGGAAGCGUAAGGCUGCGGAGGAGCUACCGCAGCUCGACGAGGCCACAGCCGAGCGGCUGAAGAGAGCUACUGACUCUUUGACCAAGGAGCAACUAAAAAUGCUGCUGGCCAGGGCCUGCUCUCACUAUCCGGCUGUUGAGAAUGCGCUGUACGCUAUGAUUGAAGCCGAUCCGAGCAGCAGGCGGCUAAUGGUGCGCAACGUGCCCUACACCACCACCGAGGCCGCUCUGAGGCAAACUCUGGAGGCACAUGGAGCCAUAGAGGACUUCAAGCUCGUCAUCGAUAGGAACACAGGGAUGAAUAAGGGUUUUGCCUUUGUUACAUACAAGUUGAUGGAAGACGUCGCACGCGUGCUUCAGUCUGAGGUGACAGUCGACUCGAGACCCCUCAGUAUCAAGCUGGCCUCUCAGCAAGACCAAGGGGCAGCCAUGAAGCGUGCCUUCUUGGGUCCGACCCAGGGGUGCCGGCUUUUCGUGCGAAACGUCCCUGACACCUGCGACGAGCGGCGGCUGAAACAGGAAUUUGAGGGUUUCGGGACAGUGCGAGAGGCGGCUAUCAUCAGAAACAGAGAUGGGUCAUCUAAGGGUUACGGAUUUGUGGUUUUCGAAGACCCUGAGGCCCUUAUGAAGGCGGCCAAUCAAGCACAGCGGGUCAUUGAUGGCCAAGUAACAUUCGUUUCUGUCGCCUCAGAAUCGAGGAAGCAACAGCAACAUGGGGCAGGCAUCCUCCCGCCGCAGCAUUUGCAACAGAUGCCCUUGGGGGGAACCGCCCAGUACCAGCAGCAGCUACAGCAGCAUCUGUUGCAGCAGGCAGCUGUUCCACAGUGGCCAUUGGCCUCGUCAACAGCGGGGGUAGCAGGUCGCCCUGAGGUUGCGAGUCCCUACGGCACGCAAGCAGCACUAAACACCGCCGCAGCUGCAGCCGCUGCUGCGGCUGCUGCUCUGCCAUCUGCCACUGCUGCUGCAACGACACCCUAUAUGCAACAGCUUACCGCGGCGCUAAUGCCGCAGCUGUAUAUGCAUCACUAUCAGCAGCAGUACCUAGCAAGCACUCAAGCCAAUGCAGCAGCCGCUGGCGUGACGGGCGUGGCCCCAAACCCCACGGCUCAACAGCAGCACAAAUAUCCCAUGCAGCAGCAGUAG
This is a messenger RNA of Cyclospora cayetanensis, 1338 nucleotides long. RefSeq names its product polyadenylate-binding protein, cytoplasmic and nuclear. Gene Ontology annotation, molecular function: RNA binding. Bases 1 to 1338 code for a protein of 445 amino acids. The transcript is spliced from 5 exons. The record is from RefSeq and is a predicted model, not a curated record. NCBI's taxonomy places the organism in Eukaryota, Apicomplexa, Conoidasida, Eucoccidiorida, Eimeriidae.